UACUCCUUCGUUCUAAAACUGCCAAUAAUCAUCGGCAUUACUCAAACAGACAAUGAAACUGUUUUAGAGAAAUUAAAUAUUAAAUAAAAAUAGAAUGAGUAAAAUAAGCAAUUUUUAUCAUACAAAAGUUUUUUUAGUUCCAAGUUGCGUUGACCGCCCCCCGCCGAGCGAGUAGGGCGAUUAAUCGAGUAUUCCUACCCUCGCUUUAUAGCCGAGCGACAAAACUAUCAGAACUACACUCGCUCCUCGCUACUCGCCAACUCGUUUCUAGUUUCUAGCUCUAAUCGCUUCUCGCUUUUCGUCGGUGGUGGGACCAGUGCCUUACCGUCUGAAAUUGCAAACAUGCGCACAUAUUAUUUGUAACAAGAAUUUACAAUUAAAUAGUUGUUUCUUAACAGUUGUAUAAGAUUUUAUGAAAAUUAACAUACGUCAUUUUUUCUGAGACGAGCUUUAGGUAUUUCCCUAGCCUUGAAUAUUAACAUAGAUAAAUAGCUGGUAUAUAACUUCUUGCAUUAUUAUGAAAAAACUAGUGAUACGUAAGUUUUUAAGCGAGACUGUCUUAUAUUUGUGACAAUAGUUAGUGUACUAGUAAUAAAAUUUAAAAAUUUCAAAGUAUACCUAAAUGGAUCAGGACAAAAUGAAGAUACUGCUGAUUUUAUUUUUUGUUCAGCAAUCAUCUGCAGUAAUUUUCCACUUAAAUCUGACAGAAUACAGCAGGAUGCCUGAUUUGUAUCUUAUGGACGACUACGACACCUGUCUCGCUGAGCCGGACAGUGUCUACUGCGCCAUCACCGCCGACUUGUAUUCCACGACCGACUCCGAGCUCAUGCAAAUGAUUCAGGAAUAUUCGGAACACAAAGUAAAGCACUACAACCACACAGUGGCACACAGGGCUCUGUGCGUUAAAACAACUUGCAAGGAUUACUUGCAAAACAGGGCUUUAGAAGUCGAAGCGGAUCUGAGGUCUGUCUUGGAAGAAUGUGUUAACAACAGCAUGUGGAAUGGAUACAAACUGAACGCCAGGUUAUCACACAUUAAUUACUGCAAGAAACACGGAGAAAAAAGGCCAUACAGUGCUGGAGACUAUAUAGUUGGAGCAGUUUAUGCUCUCCUGAUCUUUCUGAAUGCAAUCGGGACCUUUUACGACGUUCAAAACGGCGAUAAAGCAGGUAAUCCCCUGUUACUGGCAUUUUCCAUGCGUAGAAACUGGACCAAGCUAAUGGCGCCCAGUGGCAAAGGACCCGAGCCGAGACUCAAUAGACUACAAGUCUUCAAUGGGAUCAGAACUUUGACGACGUUCUGCGUGUAUUUUUCGCAUACGUAUACGCUGUUUGCUUACUCGUACCUCAAGAAUCCUUAUGACGUCGAAAUAGCGUAUGAUGAUCCUGUGAGAUACAUCAUGUUCAACGGCUGGCUAGUAACUUACACGUUCUUCGUUAUGUCAGGGUUUAUGGUGGCGUUCAACUUCGAGAUCCAUGCCGAAAAGCACCCUGUGAGCCUAUGGGACUGGCCCAGGAGUAUGCUCUUGCGAUGGCUGAGAUUGACUCCUACAUAUGCCCUGUUGUUGUUCACGGUGAUGACGCUGAAUCGGCACUUUGGCGACGGUCCUCAGUGGGACCUGCUGGUGACCAGUGAGGCAGACGAAUGCAACCGGUACUGGUGGACCAACUUGCUCUAUAUCAACAACUACAUCUACGACAACUCGAACUGCUUUCUACAGUGUUGGUACCUAGCAGCGGACACGCAGCUCUUCGGGCUGGGGCUACUCUUAUGCAUCCUGUUCCGAAAGCCGCGUGCACAGAUCAUCGUGCUGGCCGCCAUGCUGACCGGCGCACUGGCCGUCCCCGCCGCGCAUGUAUACUACCAGGGCGUAGACGCUGUGGUGUACCAGUCUCCUGAAAAUUACCGUACUGUAUACCAACACGACGACACAUUCCGUCUCAUCUACGUGCGCGCACACACCAUAUUGUCGACGUACUUGCUGGGCAUCGCCGGCGGGCUGCUGACUUACCACUGGCUUGAGAACGAAAAGAACAUUUCUGCGAGAAUGCGGAAAUACACCUGGAUCCUGUGGCUUUCAGUGCCGUUCGCCGUGAGCACCAUCUUGUCCGGAGGCAUGUUCUACAUGGACCACUUCGAACCCUCGACUCUCGUAAAAGUGCUUUAUGCUAGCGUCCACAAACCCCUCUUCCAAUUCUGCAUGCUCAUUAUUAUCAUUGGCUGCAUCUUUAAAGUUGAGACUGUGUACCGCGGCAUCCUAGAGUGGCGUGGCUUCACUUUGACUGCACGCCUGUCAUACGCCGGCUACCUGCUGCAUAUGAUGGUCUUACGUGGCUUCUUGGGCUCGCAGCGGCUGCCAGUGUACAUGUCCGACUACAACAUAGCAACGAUCCUGUCAGCCACCAUCUUCAUCUGUUUAUGCGUGGGGGCGUUGUUAUUCGUGAUGGUGGAAUCUCCUCUAGCUACGCUCGUUAAGACGAUAUCAACACCAUCAAGAAGGAAACUACAAGCAGCAACUGGAGAUGACAUCAAAGCUCCCACUGAAGAUGUUACCAAAGUUUAAAUUGUAGUUUUCAUACCCGUGCACAUUAGUGCACGUGCGAAUUGGCCUGCUUACGGACAUCAUAAAACCUCAACCACUAAAGAUAAACGGCGCUGAAGUUUUCAACAUCAAUUUUAGGUUUAAGUUUAUAUAAACUAAAAUUUUAAAAAUUCAACCCUUAAGGGGUUA
Cydia pomonella (codling moth) is the source of this 2731-nucleotide messenger RNA. Its product is annotated as nose resistant to fluoxetine protein 6-like. Lineage: Eukaryota; Metazoa; Arthropoda; Insecta; Lepidoptera; Tortricidae. The transcript is spliced from 13 exons. The coding region runs from base 623 to 2563 and encodes 646 amino acids. The record is from RefSeq and is a predicted model, not a curated record.